GAUUUUGUCAUCAAGAAUGUGCAUCCUUCUUAUGCUUAUUAUAUUGGACUGUCAGAUCCAGAGGGUCAGAAUCACUGGCAAUGGGCUGAUCAGACACCAUACAACCAAAGUGCCACAUUCUGGCACCCAGGUGAGCCCAGUGACAUCAAGGAGCGUUGUGUUCUGCUAAAUUACAGAGCAUAUGAUAUAUCCUGGGGCUGGAAUGAUGUCCUUUGUGAUGGAGCUCAGAGAUCAGUUUGUGAGAUGAAGAUCUACUUAUGAAUCAACCAUUGUUCAUGCACAUGUGGUUAGACUGGCAUCCAUCAUUAUAGAGAUAGCUCACAAGUCUUUUAUGUGUAAGAGAUGUCCUUAGAAUUUUAAGUAGGCAGUCAACUCUUCUUAUGAGAACAUUGGCCCUCACAUUUGCUUGUUUAUUCAUUCAUUUGCUCAUUCAUAAAAUGAGCUUUUAUUGAGCACUUUAUGAGCCAGAGACUCUAGAAGAUACUUUUUGUGCUCACAUGGAAGGCACCUGAGACUCUGUUCUAAUUUCUGCCUGAUUGCUAAGGGUUUAUUUCACUGAUAUAAUUCUAUAAUGGGGUUCUUCUACCUCUCUGUAUUUUCUCUUUUUUCCUCCUUUCACUUUAUUGAUGAAUAAUUAACAAAUAAUAUGCAUCUAUUUAAGCUAUAACAUGAUAAUUUGAUAUACAUGUAUUGUGAAAUGAUACCUUAAUGAAGUUAGUAAAAUCAUCCAUUA
Molecule: messenger RNA, 733 nt
Organism: Castor canadensis (American beaver)
Lineage: Eukaryota; Metazoa; Chordata; Mammalia; Rodentia; Castoridae
Source: RefSeq, a predicted model, not a curated record